This is a messenger RNA of Suillus plorans, 756 nucleotides long. RefSeq names its product tRNAHis guanylyltransferase. The record is from RefSeq and is a predicted model, not a curated record. Lineage: Eukaryota; Fungi; Basidiomycota; Agaricomycetes; Boletales; Suillaceae. The coding region runs from base 1 to 756 and encodes 251 amino acids. Gene Ontology annotation, biological process: tRNA modification. The transcript has 6 exons. Gene Ontology annotation, molecular function: tRNA guanylyltransferase activity; magnesium ion binding.
AUGGCGGGCACAAGGUUUGCAUAUGUACGCAAUUUCGAGCUCCCUGAUCCACUGUUACCUGAUACCUAUCUGGUCUGUCGUCUCGAUGGACACUCUUUCCACCGGUUCUCGGAUGAGCAUGGCUUCGCCAAGCCCAAUGACGAGCGCGCGCUCCAACUCAUGGAUCACGCCGCGAAGAGCGCAAUGAUCAAGUUCAAAGACAUCAUGCUCGCAUUCGGCGAAUCCGACGAAUUCAGCUUUCUCUUCCGAAAGUCGACGAAUCUUUAUAACCGACGACAAUCGAAGAUACUCACCACGUUGACGUCUUACUUCACUUCAUGCUAUGUGCUCUACUGGUCGCUGUAUUUCCCAGACACGCCGCUACGAUAUCCACCGCCAUUCGAUGGACGUAUUGUGGUGUAUCCGACUGAGUGUGCUAUUCGUGACUACUUUUCAUGGCGACAAGCUGACACCCACAUAAACAAUCUAUACAAUACCACCUUUUGGGCUCUCAUACAGAAAGGAGGUCAGACUACUACGGAGGCUCAUGCCACACUUAGAUGCUCUUUUCCCGAGAGGUUCAAGAAAGGUAGCGUUAUAGUUCGAGACAUUGUGCGUCCCAUUGGAAUUCAUGACGAGCAAAACAGAGCGGAAAGUACUGAACUGCGGAACUUUGAGGAUGUAUUUCCCUAUUCUACUUAUUUGCGGAGACCCUGGAGCGCGUUAUCGGAGAUGUGGAAGGGUAGCAUUUGUGCAUCAAGGCUCCUCCAAAGAUAA